GAGCCCUUCCCGGAAGUUUCUUCUAUAGGGUUUGGGCCCUGUCGGGCGACACUUGACGCAAAAGUUGUAGCCGAAUCUCAUAAAGAUGGCGUGGUUAAAGUAAUAGAAAAGAAGGAAAUUGAGAUGAUGUUCUCAGUCCCUCAGAAUGUUACUGUGAAGGCUGUUUUAAGUAGUGCUACGUCACCGGACAAGUCUAUCAAGGGAGGGGUGACCCAGAGGGUACAGUUCGAAAGUCUUACGAUCAAAGUAACGACCCCUCACAGAGGAGACUUCUGUCUGAAACUUCUCACUAAGGGAAAGAAUACUUCGGACAAAUACAAGGUGGUCUGUAACUACCUUCUCACUUCGGACGAGUUCAACUCGAAGAAAAAGCCAAGAACAUACGAGAAUGCUGAGGAGAAGAACGCACGUACACGAUUAUUCGCUGCAUUGAUAAAGGGCGAUAACCCCGAUGAACUUCAAGAAGCAAUAGACAAAUUCAACGUGCUGAAUCUGCCUGACGACGGAGAGGUAGACAAGGCUAAAACACAAGUGUGUUACCUGAAAACAAUGAGAGACUUUAAAGAAGGCCUCAGCCGACGAAGCUUACCUAUAUUAGAAAAAGCUUUGGAAAACUCCAAAACCCUACCAAAGUCUGACGAGAUGAAACCUUUAUUUCGUCAGUCGACUAAGAUGGUAAAGAACCUGAGAACUCUGAAGAAACAUUCACACGAUGUGCUGGCAUUAAGUUCCCGAACGAUAUCAGAAUUACAUCGGUAUAAAGACCCAGUACCUGUCAUGGUAGACAUAAUGCGUGCCACCUAUCCUAUUGUUGGGCGACGAGGAAUCUACAUUAGAAGAGUGGGAAGAGAUUCAGACGAUAAUGAGGAAGACAGGUCGUGACAGCCUGAGUGUUAGAGUUCGACUGUUUGAUGUUACAAAAGUAAAGAUCCCACUGGCCAAGAAAGUACUCAGGAUUCUCCAAAAGUAUGACAGAGAUACAGCAGUGGGAGCCAGUGCUGGAGCCGGUACUUUCUAUCUUUGGUUGGAAGUCCUCACAUAUCACCUGGCAUCCAAAGUGGAACACCACAUGGCGCGCUAAAUGACAGACAGCGUGGUACGCCAUAUGAUACACCAUAUGAUACACCACGUGAUAUACCACGUGACACACCACGUGACACACAACUUGACAAAAAUCAGAAAAUGGAGGAAAUACCCAUGACUGUGAGGACCGAUUCGGUGUCCACAUGCCUUAGUGUGAUUUGUGUAUAGCUGCAGAUCAAUAAGGUUUCAAGAACUGUGUUAUAUUGUGUUAACGAAUGUACACAUUUAAUGCAUACCCCCUAUCAAUCGCCAUUUCAUAUAAGACAAUAAAAAGUCACCUUCAUUUUAGCUACAUACCACAAUGCAUAUUUAAGAUAUUGUCAAAUACAUGUGUUUGCUUAUGGGAUAUUAUAAAUUUAGCGUCUGCUAUCUUUGUUUAUAGAUUGGCCACUCUCUGUCAAUCCGUGUAAUUCAAGGAGUGUAAAUUAUAAGGGGUAUAUGACUGAUAUUAUAGUGUUUUAUGAGCUAUUCAGGUAGUUACAUUGUAUCUGUUCUCAAUAGCUUGAAAGUGUAGUUAUAUACCUUAAUCCACAUUCGGCUGGAUCUAUGCAAUUGGCCUUAAGCU
Molecule: messenger RNA, 1648 nt
Organism: Pecten maximus
Lineage: Eukaryota; Metazoa; Mollusca; Bivalvia; Pectinida; Pectinidae
Exons: 5
Coding region: 124-882 (252 amino acids)
Source: RefSeq, a predicted model, not a curated record